This is a messenger RNA of Penicillium griseofulvum, 1695 nucleotides long. Its product is annotated as putative AMP-binding domain protein. The record is from RefSeq and is a predicted model, not a curated record. Lineage: Eukaryota; Fungi; Ascomycota; Eurotiomycetes; Eurotiales; Aspergillaceae. The coding region runs from base 1 to 1695 and encodes 564 amino acids. The transcript has 5 exons.
AUGUCUGGUUCGAAGUCUCGAUUGUCUGGCCUACUUGGCCAUUUCACAGGUUCAACACCGUCUGAGCCCCGUGUUAAUACCCACACGCUAUCACCGACUUUCUUCCUUCCUCGUGCUGCUGCCGUUGAACCAAAUGCUGAGGCGAUCUACCAUGUAACUGCCAACAACAAGAUCCUUCGCAGGAGCUAUGGCGAGACUGCAGACCGAGCGAGGGGUCUCGCUUACUACCUCAAAAAACAUGGGUUCAGCAGAGUGGGGAUACUCUGUCCGAAUACCCCGGCAUUCCUCGAGUCAAUUUUUGGAAUCGCCGCAGCUGGCGCUGUCAACAUUGCUGUCAAUUAUCGUCUGAAACAAGAUGACAUUGCUUAUAUAUUUGAUCAUGGUGAUGCGGAAGUGAUCAUUGUCGACGAGGAAUAUGUUCCACUUCUGGAGAACUAUCGAUCCCAACACCCCAACAUCCAUAUUAUCGUAGAUACUGAUACCGAUGCAACGGAGGGUGAGCUGACCGGUCCUUUCGACGAGGCUGUCUUGGAAGGUCUCAGACACGAUAUCGAUACAGGCUCUAAGGGCUGGGAAGGACUCGAGAGCCAAGCUGCCGAUGAAGAGUCCACACUUGCGUUGGCAUAUACCAGCGGGACUACAGCCCGCCCCAAGGGCGUUGAGUUCAGUCAUCGAGGGUGCUAUUUGGCAACAUUAGGAAACAUCAUUGAAACUGGCCUGAACUACCAUCGCGGGCGUGCCCGUUAUCUAUGGACUCUACCCAUGUUUCACGCUAUGGUGACAGCCGUCCGUGGUACUCAUUAUUGCCUACGCAAGAUAGACUACCCCGAAAUCUGGAGGUUGCUGAAAAAUGAGCAUAUCACCCAUUUCAAUGCUGCACCGACUGUUAACACUUUGCUUUGCAACGCGAAAGAAGCAGAGAGACUUCCCGAGGCUGUGCGCGUUACAGUUGCAGCAAGCCCGCCCACGCCUCUCCUCUUCGAACAAAUGACCGACCUAAACUUGCAUCCGGUACAUGUUUAUGGAAUGACGGAGACUUACGGCCCAAUCACCAAGGGCUACCAUUUGCCGGAAUGGGACGCGCUUCCUCUCAAGGAGAAAUACCAGAAGAUGGCCCGCCAAGGCCACGGCUUUAUUACAAGUCUUCCAGCUCGGGUUAUAAAGACGGAAGUGCCUGAAGGGACCAUUACCGAUGUUAGCAAGGAUGGCCAGGAGAUUGGCGAAAUCGUUUUUGUCGGAAAUAUCUGUGCUCGAGGGUACUACAAAGACCCCGAAGCAACUCGGAAACUAUUCGCGGGGGGUGUCCUGCACUCCGGAGACUUGGCUGUCUGGCAUCCCGAUGGCGCGAUUCAGAUUCUCGAUCGUGCGAAGGAUAUCAUCAUCAGUGGCGGCGAAAAUAUCUCCUCAGUUGCACUCGAGUCUAUGCUCGUUAUGCAUCCUGACAUUUUGGAAGCUGGUGUCGUUUCUGUCCCUGACUCCCAUUGGGGCGAACGCCCUAAAGCCUUUGUUACAGUGAAAGAAGGCAAGAGCCUACAAGGUUCAGACUUGAUUGAUUGGGCUCGAAAUGUUAGCGGAAUCAGCAAGUUUAUGAUUCCUCGAGAAGUGGAAGUGGUUACUGAACUACCUAAGACCAGCACUGGCAAAAUCCGGAAGAAUGUCUUGCGUGACUGGGUGAAGGGUUCGAGGGAAGCAUAG